CCCUCUGCAGGAUCCCCCCCAAUUCCCAGCCACCUCCAGAUAUGUGUCACAGCACGACGUCACCGGAUGGCAGUCUUUACAAGGAGCUGAGUGUCAUCAGAGCUGCUGGAGUGUGGGAGGAGGAAUUGCUAUAAAGCAGAGGUAGACACAGGCAUUGCCAGCUUCAGAGAGGCAGAAGAAGAGAACAGACACCCCACUCUCCAGUGUCUGGAUCAGAAAGCAAUCUUCUGCCCCCCACCCAGAAUUAUCUUCAUUUUCUUUUCUUUGGAAAGCAUCAUUUUUGCUCUCAUUAUGUCUGGAAACCAGGGUGAGGACCAUCUGUGCAGCUAUGAGGAAGCCAUGAGCCAGGGAGCCUUCUUCUAUGAAGGAAUGUCUCAACCCUCUGCUACCAGUGGACCCCAAAAGAGGACCAGGCUGAACAGACUCAGGAUCCAGCCCCUCUCAUUUGAGGAGAUCAGAGAGGUGGAGGAGGAAGGGGUUUCUCCCAGUGAAGAAGAGAAGGCAAGGAAAACCUAUCUCCAGUCUCUGGAGUCACUCAGGAGAGGAUCCCACCAUCUGCACAGCCGUAGGGACAGUCUGAACAGCUACAGACUCAGCCUGGACUCCAGUGACUCAGAUACAUCAUUGUAACACCACCUGAGGUGGCCUGGGGUCAGCUGUGGUCACCACAUCCAUACCCUGAAAGAACUAAAGGAUCUAGUGAUGGGUACUACUUGAACACCCAACACCUGCAAGCACCUCCAGUAGAGGACAUUGGCUCUGAAGAACGGUGUGUGGAUUUAUUCAACUCUGGGAUCAGUCUGGAUCCAACUUACAAGGUGGAAUGUUUACAGCAAAAAAUACAUUUUCUAGA
Spea bombifrons (plains spadefoot toad) is the source of this 853-nucleotide messenger RNA. RefSeq lists its product as uncharacterized. The coding region runs from base 292 to 630 and encodes 112 amino acids. The record is from RefSeq and is a predicted model, not a curated record. The transcript has a single exon. Lineage: Eukaryota; Metazoa; Chordata; Amphibia; Anura; Pelobatidae.